This is a messenger RNA of Hyalella azteca, 2266 nucleotides long. RefSeq names its product SH3 domain-binding glutamic acid-rich protein homolog. Bases 104 to 829 code for a protein of 241 amino acids. Gene Ontology annotation, cellular component: cytoplasm. NCBI's taxonomy places the organism in Eukaryota, Metazoa, Arthropoda, Malacostraca, Amphipoda, Hyalellidae. The record is from RefSeq and is a predicted model, not a curated record. The transcript is spliced from 7 exons.
CUAACAUCGGCUCUGAGAGUGACAGGUGUGGUGUGCGUGUGGCUAGUGCCUUGAAAAAGCUCAUUGGCUACUGGUUUGAUAUCUAUUGUCUGUGUCAAACAAAAUGGUUAUCAAAGUCUACGUUUCCUUGAUAUCUUGUAAUCAAGAGAUCAAGAAGAACCAGCAGCGCACCAUCAUGAUCCUGGAGAGCAAAAACAUCCCGUACGUUGCCAUCGACAUCACGGAUCCCAGUCAAGAGGAGGCGAAGGAGUACAUGACAACCACAGCCGUGCCUAAACCCAACGCUAAAGUCCCUGUCACGCCGCAAAUAUUCAACGAGGCUGACUAUUGCGGGGACUUUGAUCAACUAGAUAUGGCCAACGAAUGCGACACCCUGGGGGAUUUUCUGAAGCUGUCAGAAGAUGAGAAGAAAUUGAUUAAGAUCGGCAUCACGGGCAUCUUGCCCGAAGACCGCAAGAAGGCCCAGGAGCGACAGAAGGAAGACCCGGCACCGCUAGCGAACGGCGUGCCGGCUAGAGAGAGUUCGGUGGAGAAGAACGGGGAUUUGGCCGCUGCACCGGAAGAGGCGGCAGUGGAGGAGGCCAGCAGUCCGGCCACUGAGGAGGCUCCUCAGAGCAGUGACGCCCCAAGCGAGGAACCCGUGCCUCCUGAAGCCGAGGUGCUCUCCGCUCAAGAGAGCGUGACAACGGAAGCCUCAGUCGAACCUCCUGAGGCAGCCCCAACUGAAACUGCACCGACUCCAGAUGCAGCUCCAGUGUCAGCAGUUCAAGAAGAAGAAGAGGAAGAGGCUGGGGACGCUACCGAGGAAGAGAGACCAGAGGCCGAGUGAUCGUCAAAGCGCCAAUUACGUGACUAUUUUUAUUGAAUGACGAUCUUUCAUCGGACACUGAAACAGACUCGGAGUGAUGCGUGAUCGACGAGAUUCUUCACUACGAGAUCUUUUUCACAUAUUUAAAUGAAAUGUCUUUCCGUGUCAUAGUUUUGGGAACGAAUCAACUUAGGGGGUUUUAUACAUGUCAUUUCAUAAUUGAGAGCAGCAGCACCAUGACAUACUGAACUAAAUGUCCCCUAGUGAUGUAUUCACUAAUUAGCUUCGUUGUUAUUAUUUAAUUUGUCAAGUCGAAUUCAGGCGAGUCUAUGCAUUUUGUUGUGGUUAAGCGCUGUUCAUAUUGACGCCGGUCAAUUAAAAUAAUGCUGCUCAUUUAACAUCCGUAAUCCCGAGUGCCUUCAGAUCUCACCUAUCUACUCUCGCACGCCUCACAACUACCGGCUACGGCCAUGCUUUGAACACCCAUCUUACCCGCAUGCGCUCAUUGACUAUGCUAGUGAAUCGCCGGUAGUUUUGAUUCAAAACACACACGCUUCUCGUGUUUCAAAGUUCAAAUAACAUGCAAGAAAAUUUAAUUGGGUAAAACUCGGGUACCGGCACCUUAUACGAGCUUACCAUGCAAUUCACAACGCGUAGGUAAUAAACGGCAAACCUUCGCUGUGGCGAUUGCUAAACUUGGGGUGGCGUUAAGUUUAGCGGAGUCGUUGAGUAGUGCGGUGCGUCACUCGUUCCUGAGCCAUACUAAAUACUUCAGAACGCGAUGAUUAAGCACAAUUAUUGGAAGUAUAUUUGUUUGCCUCCUCUCUUAGGACUAAAUCGUUUGAUGAAGUGGAAGCAUCGUACAAAGCAAGCGAAGCAAUUUGUUCUAGCGUGACGACUGAGCAAACGGCUGUGCCGCGCUUUUUGUGGGUCUCUGUAAUUUGUAGAUGACUUUCUAUUUGCCGAGUUAGCUUAAUUUAUUAGCAGUGCCAAUAGGAGGACCGAACCUGUGAUGUAAAGCCUCGUACUGCUCAAUCUAAGUUCUCGCUGGCGCUGAGUGACUCAGUACGGGACUAUAUUUUCCUUGGCCUCAUUUUUCCGGUACUUUUCUCUUAAGUCGACCGGGACGACCAGACUCGAAGAGAAAUCUAUUCCGAGAAAAAUGAGUCUUAAUUUAUAUUAUGACGCUUAGUAUUGAUAGUUAUUAAAUCCAGCGAUGUUGAACUCGUUCGACAAAUCGAAUGUCUGGAAGAAGCGUCAUCAACGUCAAGCGAGCCGCCCUGCAGUUCUACUCAGUAACGUUGGUAUUUCCUUGAAAACUUUAAACUAAGGAAAAUGUUUUAAAACUUGACAACUAAAGGCAAUGAAGCCAUGAAUGAUAUCUAUAAGUUUUUGUCUUCUAAUUGUCCUCUGUCUUAAACUUGUUAAUUCGAAUAAAUUCAUUGAAAAAACCUGCAA